Molecule: messenger RNA, 1501 nt
Organism: Poecilia reticulata (guppy)
Lineage: Eukaryota; Metazoa; Chordata; Actinopteri; Cyprinodontiformes; Poeciliidae
Gene: haus1
Product: HAUS augmin-like complex, subunit 1
Biological process (GO): centrosome cycle; spindle assembly
Cellular component (GO): cytosol; HAUS complex
Source: RefSeq, a predicted model, not a curated record
UACACUUUAAAAAACACACACAUUUGAUUACACUUAGGCAUCAUUUUCGUGUAAAAAAUAUGUUUUAUGUAAAACUUUGCAACAAAGUUUAUCUGUCUUCUCACUGGCUAAAAACCAGGAAGUUAAUUUGAGGGGCGCGAAAACACACGGCUUUUAUACUGAGAAUCGAUAAAGCGUCAAAACAUUUCACAUUUCUGUAGUGACUGUCUUAGGUUUUUCAUACCUUUUCUGUGAUCAUGUGUGAAAAGCUGAGGAAGGUGAACAGCUGGUUGGGGACGGUGUUUGGGGAUCAGCCAGUGCCACCGUUUGAGGUGAACACCAGGACAGUGGACAUACUGUAUCAGAUGGCUCAGUCCAGUGAAGCCCGCUGCAGUGAUACUGCUCUCCUCACAGAAGACUACAAGCAGAAAACAUCAGAGUAUCAGGCUGACGCUGCUCACCUUGAGGAUGUUCUUCUGCAAGGUGUCGGCCUGUCUGGGGCAAGCUUGUCAAAGCCGACUGCAGACUACCUGUCUGCUUUAGUGGACAAUGCGAUGGUGCUGGGAGUGAAAGACACGUCACUCACCAGCUUCAUGCCAGCAAUCAACAACCUCACCGGUGAUCUUCUGGAAGUCGAGAAGUCAAACAGAAAACUCGAAAGGGAACUUAGGGCGCUCCAAAAAAGACUCGGUUCAACUCUGGUGCUGCGGGGAAACCUACAAGAGGAUAUCGACAAAACUACCAAAUCUCAAGCAGUGGAGAGUGCGAAAGCAGAGGAGAGGCUGCUCAACAUGGACUUUGUGACGGCCAAGGCUCAAGAGCUCAGUAUCAGACAGCAGAGGUCAGAGGCUCAGCUUGUAUCCAGGAACAUGGACAAGUCCAUCACCCACCAGGCCAUUGUGCAGCUUUCUGAGGAAGUCGGCGCACUGCAAAACGAAAUAAUCCCCCUGAAAAAGAAGCUGGAGCCGUACAUGGACCUGAGCCCGAGCCCAUCUCUUGCACAAGUGAAGAUAGAAGAAGCAAAAAGAGAACUAGCUUCUCUCGACUCCAAACUUGAGACAAAGGUGGAUUUUAAAUGAAGUUGCCUGUUGCACAGUCCUUUCUUUAAAAAUAAAGUAUUUGCACGCUUUUUUUUUUCUUCUUUUCUACCUUUACGUGUCUUUAUCAUUAAUGUUAAAAAGAAAAGUGAUUUGAGGCAUUUUGGGUCACCUAAAAUACCUCAAACCUCUUCUUUGCCUCUCUCCUCCUUUGCCUUGGAACCUUACUUAAGUAGAGGUUAAAUAUUUUGGAGAUUUUGGACACUAAUAAAAAGCUCACACAGAAUCCAUAUUAGUUCAUAUACCUUGAACAUUUUUAUAUUUUACAAUCUGUAUAACUAGUUUAUUUUGUCUUGUAUGUUUACCAACAAAACAUUGUUUGCAUGCUCGUGUCUAGAAACGGGUACGAUUUUCUGAUAAGAUUUUAGCUUUCUUAUUUUGAUCAAAUACGAAAGGUAAAAAUAAAACUCUAGUGCUAAUGUGUA